GGAGAAGCCAGGAGGUAAGGUCGUGCCUUACUGAGUCCACGAGCGAGGAGGGAGAAACGCUAGCGAUAAACAACAAGGAGAUUAUGGCACCAAAGAAACUAAUUCUAUUGAAUGAAAAGGAACCUGAAGCACAAAGAACUAACAUGCAAUCCCAUGGGCAAGGUGAUCCGACAUGUUUUGGCAAUGAGCCAGUGCGAGACACACCAAGUGUGCGCGACACACCAAGUGUGCGCGACAGACCAAGUGGACAUCAACAUCAAACAGCAGAUAAUCGAAUUGGGACAACUGAGUGGUGUAGGUGUGGCAAUUGUGUGCCCAUGAAAACUGUGGAGGAAUCCUCUUGUUGCAUGGAAGUAUCAUCUGUGGAAAAGAAAUAUCUACAACAUGGGUGCAUCUGCCAUAGCAGGAAAUUUUACCUGAGGUGUUUACGUAAAUCCCACCUGGAAUACUUGCAAAUAUUUUGGAACAUGCAACGCCCCACAGGUGGAAUAAGCAGCCACAACAGAAAAUUACGACAGACUUCCUAUCGGUCAUUCAUCGCCUGGAUUUAUGGCUUCUUAGGGCCCAAGAAACGUGUGCCUAUUCCAGCCUGUGUCGUUCAAAAAGUCCGCAGCACUUAUCCAGACCCCAAAGGCCGGUACAGAGGAUUUCUACAGGCAUUUGACUAUAAUGCUUUUGAUAUGGCUCUGGACUGAUGACUUUUGUGAUUGUUUAUUUGUCAUUGAUGUUUGAAU
This is a messenger RNA of Xenopus laevis (African clawed frog), 734 nucleotides long. Its product is annotated as P2X purinoceptor 7-like. The transcript has 4 exons. NCBI's taxonomy places the organism in Eukaryota, Metazoa, Chordata, Amphibia, Anura, Pipidae. The record is from RefSeq and is a predicted model, not a curated record. Bases 84 to 695 code for a protein of 203 amino acids.